Tupaia belangeri chinensis (Chinese tree shrew) is the source of this 2543-nucleotide messenger RNA. It is a transcript of the gene CRISPLD1, whose product is annotated as cysteine rich secretory protein LCCL domain containing 1. The transcript has 14 exons. The record is from RefSeq and is a predicted model, not a curated record. Lineage: Eukaryota; Metazoa; Chordata; Mammalia; Scandentia; Tupaiidae. The coding region runs from base 62 to 1567 and encodes 501 amino acids. Gene Ontology annotation, cellular component: extracellular region.
AGCCAAAAGCCGUGGAAGAGCCUGUCUUGGAGAUUUUCCCAGGGAAAUCCUGAGGUCAUUCAUGAUGAAGUGUGCCGCAAGGGAGUGGCUCGGAGUAACCGCAGUGCUAUUCAUGGCUAGAGCUAUUCCUGCCAUGGUAGUUCCUAAUGCCACUUUAUUGGAGAAGCUUUUGGAAAAGUACAUGGAUGAGGAUGGUGAAUGGUGGAUGGCCAAGCAAAGAGGGAAAAGGGCCAUCACAGACAAUGACAUGCAGAGUAUCUUGGACCUUCACAAUAAAUUACGAAGUCAGGUGUAUCCAACCGCUUCUAAUAUGGAGUAUAUGACAUGGGAUGUAGAGCUGGAAAGAUCUGCAGAAUCCUGGGCUGAAACUUGUUUGUGGGAACAUGGACCUGCUAGCUUGCUUCCAUCAAUUGGACAGAAUUUGGGAGCUCAUUGGGGAAGAUAUAGGCCCCCAACGUUUCAUGUGCAAGCGUGGUAUGAUGAAGUGAGAGAUUUUAGCUACCCAUAUGAACAUGAAUGCAAUCCGUAUUGUCCAUUCAGAUGCUCUGGUCCUGUCUGUACUCAUUAUACACAGGUGGUGUGGGCAACCAGUAGCAGAAUAGGUUGCGCCAUCAAUCUGUGCCAUAACAUGAACAUCUGGGGGCAGAUAUGGCCUAAAGCUGUCUACUUGGUGUGCAAUUAUUCCCCGAAGGGAAACUGGUGGGGCCAUGCCCCUUACAAACAUGGACGGCCAUGUUCUGCAUGCCCGCCAAGUUUUGGAGGAGGUUGUAGAGAAAAUCUGUGCUACAAAGAAGGAUCAGACAGGUAUUAUCCUCCUCGAGAAGAAGAAACAAAUGAAAUUGAACGACAGCAAUCACAAGUCCACGAUACCCACGUACGGACAAGAUCAGACGAUAGUAACAGAAACGAAGUCAUAAGUACACAGCAAAUGUCCCAAAUUGUUUCUUGUGAAGUCAGAUUAAGAGAUCAGUGCAAAGGAACAACCUGCAAUAGGUAUGAGUGCCCUGCUGGUUGUUUGGAUAGUAAAGCUAAAGUUAUUGGCAGUGUACAUUAUGAAAUGCAAUCUAGUAUCUGUAGAGCUGCAAUCCAUUAUGGGAUCAUCGACAAUGAAGGUGGUUGGGUUGACAUUACUAGACAAGGAAGAAAGCAUUAUUUCAUCAAAUCCAAUCGAAAUGGUAUUCAAACCAUUGGCAAAUAUCACUCUGCUAAUUCCUUCACAGUCUCUAAAGUAACAGUUCAGGCUGUGACUUGUGAAACAACUGUGGAACAGCUCUGUCCGUUUCAUAAGCCUGCUUCACAUUGCCCAAGAGUAUACUGUCCUCGUAACUGUAUGCAAGCAAAUCCACAUUAUGCUCGUGUAAUUGGAACUCGAAUUUAUUCUGAUCUGUCCAGUAUCUGCAGAGCAGCAGUACACGCUGGGGUAGUUCGAAAUCACGGUGGUUAUGUUGACGUUAUGCCUGUGGACAAAAGAAAGACUUACGUUGCUUCUUUUCAGAACGGGAUCUUCUCAGAGAGUGUACAGAAUCCUCCAGGAGGAAAGGCAUUCAGAGUGUUUGCUGUUGUGUGAAAUGGAACACAGGAGAGGAACAUAAAGACUCUUCCAAAUGUCACAUUCCUAAAGUUUGUAAAAAACUGUAACAUUAAUGUACAGAAGAUAUCAAGUAUUUUUAGCCCCAAAAAAGUACCGAAUGCGUACAAAUCUUGACAAAGUCUAUAAAGUAAAACAUGGGACAUUAGCUUUGGGAAAAGUAAUGAAUAUGUAAUGGUCUUAGAAAUCCUGUGUUAAAUAUUGCUAUAUUUUUUUAGCAGUUAUUUCUAUAGUUAAUUACAUAAUCAUGAUUGUUCUACAUUUCAUAUUUUAUAUGGUGCUUUUGUAUAUGCCACUAAUAAGAUGAAUCUAAACAUUGAAUGUGAAUGGCCCUGAGAAAAUCAUCUGGUGCAUUUAAAAAGAAGUAAACUGAAAGGAACUCUCUUGCAUUUUUCUCAGUCCGAUGCCAUGCCGUUGCCUACUCCGAAUAAUCUCAAUUAUCUCCUACCUAAUACCUGUACAGUUUUCCUCUUUGGUUUAGUCUAAUAGAAUAUUAAGUCCUGAUAUUGCACUUCUUAUUUUGUAUAAAAUAACCCUUUUCUAUUCAAAUGAAUCUUCUAAGAUGUUUGAGUCCUGGAAAAAGGUUUUAAUAGUAAAUGGAAUAAAGUUGGAGGAGUGGUGUGAAACAUUCCUAGAGAUCACAUGGUAAUACAGGGCUGAGCAUGCCCAGCCAGAGUUUUCCCUGUAUCUUUAAAAUUAAGUUCACACAUUUUCUUCUGUAUCCUGGCAAAUACUCCUGCAGGCCAGGAAGUAUAAUAGCAACAGAUUUAACAAAGAUGAGCUAAGGUAUCUAUCACCAUUACCACUGGUUUUCUUAAUGGUAAUGACCUUGUGUGUAAAUGUUGCCUUAUUAUGGUGCCUAUCAUGGCGAUAUGUUUCUUUCUAUGAAAAUGUAUUGUGCUUUGAGACAAAAAAUGUGUAAAAUGUUACUUUGGGUCAUUUUUUUCUGCUAAUG